Scleropages formosus (Asian bonytongue) is the source of this 5701-nucleotide messenger RNA. RefSeq names its product inter-alpha-trypsin inhibitor heavy chain H5-like. The record is from RefSeq and is a predicted model, not a curated record. Bases 182 to 5374 code for a protein of 1730 amino acids. The transcript has 14 exons. Gene Ontology annotation, molecular function: serine-type endopeptidase inhibitor activity. Gene Ontology annotation, biological process: hyaluronan metabolic process. Lineage: Eukaryota; Metazoa; Chordata; Actinopteri; Osteoglossiformes; Osteoglossidae.
CUCUUUCGCGGUGCGGAGCUAGAGCGCGAGGCGCUAAGGGCGCGCGGGGUGGGCGUGCCGCCGCUGCUGCAAGCGUGCUCGGUCUCGCGCACUCGGCGUGACACUUCGCUCCACAUCCAGCCUCGCACUCUGGCUGCGGACGGUCGCCUUGCUUUGUUCCCCGCCGCGAAAAGGACCACAGAUGCGCCUGUACUUCCUGCUGUGCUUCGGGCCGCUGGUGUGGGGUCAGCAGACAGACAGCGCUGCUCAGGAUGAUCAUGAUGUCCUCUCGGCCCUGGCCGUGGACAUUGCUCCUCGCCGACUUUCGAGGCAGGUCAGAGACUUACUCAGUAAGGAAACUAAAGCGCUCAUCCAGGAACUGUCUGUGAAGACCACCAUUAUCUCACGCUAUGCCUUCACAGCCGUGUCCUGCACCAUGUUCAACAGGCAAUCUGUUGCCACAAAGGGAGUCUUCCAGAUGCAGAUCCCCGCCAGUGCAUUCGUCUCCAACUUUACCAUGAUUAUUGCAGGGCGAGUCUACCCCAGUCAGAUCAAAGCCAAGGAAAAGAAGGCAAAGCAGCAGAAUGGGAGCAGCAGUCAAACCCUGAAAGAGGAUCAAGAAGGAAGGGGCAGUGAACGUGAGGUGGAGACGUUUCGAGCAACAGCCAUGGUCCCUGGGCGGAAUAGGGCCGUGUUCCUGCUCACGUAUGAGGAGCUACUCACAAGGAGGCAUGGCCUAUAUGAACAUGUGACCAGUGUGCGUCCCCUUCAGCUUGUGGGGAGGCUGUCUGUCCAUGUCAUCAUUGUAGAGCAGUCACAGAUCACACACUUGGAGGUGCUUCCACUACGUAAUGGCCGGACUCCCACCAACAGCAGCAUGGCUGGCACCCAGGGUAAAGUCAUGCCUCCAAUUUCAACAGUGAUCCAACAGAAUAAGACCUUCUGCAAUAUCUCCUUCAGCCCCAACAUUGAGCAGCAGGCCACAAUUGCAACCAAUGGCAUCCUAGGAGACUUUAUUGUUCAGUAUGAUGUUGAGAGAGACCUGGGGAUUGGAGAAAUACAGGUCUUGAAUGGACAUUUUGUGCAUUACUUCGCUCCGAAGGAUCUUCCUGUGGUCCCAAAGAAUGUAGUUUUUGUGAUUGACACCAGUGCAUCCAUGAUGGGAACAAAAAUGAGACAGACAAAGGAAGCCCUCUUCACUAUCCUGAGGGACCUUCGACCAAAUGACCACUUCAACUUUGUGAGCUUCUCCAGUCGGAUGAAGGUGUGGCAGCCUGACAAGCUCGUGCCAGUCACUCCAAACAACAUCCGAGAUGCCAAGAAGUUCAUCUAUCUGCUCUCUCCCUCUGGAGCUACGAAUAUCAACUUGGCCAUAAAAACAGGGUCCUCAUUACUAAGCAGCCAUCUCUCCAGCGAAGACCUGCAUCACAACAGUGUAUCGCUACUCAUCUUCUUAACGGAUGGACGGCCCACCGUAGAUGAAGUUAGGCCUUCCAGGAUCCUCAGUAAUGCCCGGUCGGCGGUGCAGGAGCAGUUCUGUGUCUUCACCGUUGGCUUAGGUGACGAUGUAGACUACCAUCUGCUCGAGCGGCUGGCACUUGAAAACUGUGGAACGAUGCGACGUAUUCCAGAGGAGGCAGAUGCCAGUGCCAUGCUCAAGGGCUUCUAUGAUGAGAUUGGCACACCGCUCCUGUCAGACAUUCGGUUUGCGUAUAGCGAGGACGCCGUGGAAUAUGUCACCGAGCACCUAUUCAGCCACUACUUCAAUGGCUCGGAGAUUGUGAUUGCGGGAAAACUGACCAAUCAGAGUGCAGAGUCCUUGCAUGUACAGGUGACAGCUAGUAACAGCAAUAGGAGUGUGCUGCUGGAGUCGGACGUGAUGCUGCGGGAGCGUGAGCAAGAGACAAAGCAACACAUGGAGGCAGCUGGCCUUGGGCCCCUUGGUGAUGGAUAUACAGAGCGGGUGUUUGGCUUCCUGAGUGUCAAGGACAGCCUGAAGUCAGUUCUCCGCAGCCAGAGCAGCCGAGAAAGGGAGGAGUCCACUCAACAGGCCACUAACCUGUCACUCAGCUUCAAUUUCUUCACCCCAGUGACCACCAUGGCUGUGGAAACACCCAUUGUGCAGGUACAUGAGGAAACAUCAGACAGAACUACUGUUCCAUCGGCAGAAACACCCACCCAGAGCCCCCUCAGUGAUGCUACGUCAUUAGGCAACGCUGUAAAGAAACCCACUGAGAAAUUGAUCAAAAUCUCCAAGACUUCAGCGGAUGGUGAUCCCCACUUUGUGGUGGAAUUCCCUCUCAGCAAGCUGACAAUGUGCUUCAACAUCAAUGGAGAGCCAGGACAUAUAUUAAGGCUAGUGUCUGACCACGAGUACUCGGGGGUGACAGUGAAUGGUAUGCUGAUUGGGGCACCAGCACCAUCUGGGGCCCACAAACAACAACGGACCUACUUCAGCACCAUUGCUGUGGUGGUGGACCGGCCCAGGCAUGCCUAUAUAGAGGUCACACCACAUAAAGUCAUCUUGGAUGGUACAGAGCGACUGGUGCUGUCCAGUAAUACCACAGUUACAAAGGAAAUUAAAGGGCUGUCACUGACUAUCAUGGAACGAUCUAAUGUUACCAUCACUAUCCAGGGAACCAUCACUUUUGUGAUUUUAAUUCACUUGUACAAGAACCCAGCUCCAUUCCAACGGGAUCAUUUGGGCUUCUACAUCUCAAACAGCAAAGGCCUGUCGGAAAAUUGUCAUGGAUUACUAGGCCAAUUUUUGUAUCAGGAGGUGAGCCUCACACAGAUGUCUGAAAAUGUUUCAUAUCCCAUUAAAAAUACAGACCCUAAAGCUCCAACAAGGACUUCCCCAUCUGAGAUGCCAAAAAAUAACACUUUGGGUCUUCCAAAGUCCGAAAAUGUCAGACGUCAGAGUAAAAUUGCACAGGAAAUAAUUCCUACAAGGACUGCCCAACUCAAUUCCAUAACAAUAACUUUGCAAUCUGAACUCCCAAAAAAUACCACACAUCUGGAGCUCCCAACAAACUUCACACAGGCCAACGUCCUAACAAAAACAAAACAGCAUGAUACCAUUACAAAGACCAAACAGACUGUUUCUAAAAAGGCUGUGCAACUCAUUGUCCCAACAAAAACCUCACGCUUUAAGCGUGAGACAAGACCAACUACAGGCGCAUCAAAUGUCACUGAGCACCAGAGAUUUGAAAAUGUGACACAGGCCAAGGUGUCAAAAGGAAUAAUGCAACCCAAGAUAACUGAAAUUUUCCAGUCUAAUAUUCAGAAAAACAUCCAAAAUCCUAACAUUUCAAGAAACAUCACACAACCUGACAUUGCAAUGGAGACCUCACCCUCGAGUGUUCUGACAGAUACUACGCAGCCCAUAAUUCAGAAAUGGAACACAGAAUCUGAUGUUCCAGCAAAGACCAUGCAGUCCAAGAUUCUGACAAAGACCAUGGAGCAAAAAGUUCUAACAGAAAGCACAGAGCCCAGGAUCUUGACAAAGACUACUCAUCCUGAGAUUCCAAAUGACAGACAAGUCAAUAUUCUGACAAAUAGUACACAGCCUAGUCUUCCAAAGAGUGUACAGUUCAAUGUUGAGACAAAGAGUAAGAAUAUUCCAAAAAAGAGCAUACAGCCUGAUGCUCAGACAAAGAACACUCAACUCAAGAUUCUGAAAAAAAGUGUGCUGCCCACAGUUCUGAAAAACGACACACAGUCCGAUGUUCCAAAGACCAUGAAGCCAAGUGUUCCAACAAAGAGCAUGCAGCCCAGUGAUAUGACAAAAAUUACGCUGCCCACCUAUCAAAAAAAUAAUACAUGGUCUGAUAUUCCAAAAGAAAACAUGCAGUCCAAAGAUCUGACACAGAACAUACAGACAAAUGUCUCCAAAAAGACCCCAGCGCUCAACAUUCUGACAAAGACUACACAACCCAUGGUUCUGAAAAACAACACACAGUCUGAGGUUCCAACAAAGACCAUGCAGCCCAGUAUUCCGACAAAGAGUAUGCAGCUCAAUGUUCCAAUGAAGACUACGCAAUUCAACAUUCUUGCAAGGACUAUGCAGCCCACAUUUCUGAAUAACACACAGUCCAAUGUUCCAACAAAGACUAUGGAACUCAACAUUCCAAAAAACAACAUGCAGUCUGAUGUUCCAGCUAGAACCAUACAGCCCAAGGAUCUAACACAGAACAUGCAGGAAAAUGGCUCAAAAAAGAUCUCAGAACUCAACCUUCUGGCAAAGACAACACAGCCCACGGUUCUAAAAAACAAACAGCCAGAUGUUGCAAAAAAAACCAUGCAGCCCAAAGAUCUGAUGCAGAACAUGCAGACUAAUGUCUCCCAAAAGACAUUACAAAAGCUCAACAUUCUGCCAAAGACUGUGGUUCUGAUAAACACCACACAGUUCAACGUUUCAGCAAAGAUAACAAAACCCACUGUUCUGGUAAAGAACACAGUCUCCAAUGCUCCAAAAAAUUCCAGUGUUCAGGCAAAGACUAUGCAACCCAUGGUUCUGAAAAAUAACACACAGCCUAAUGUUCUAAAGACCACACACCCAAAAUUUCCGAAAAAAAGCAUGCAGCCCAGUCUUGAAGCAAAGAUCACGCAGCACAGUGUUCUGGUGACAAAUACCGUGCAGCACAGCAUUCUAAAUAAGAAUGUACAGCCUUUGGUUCACAAAAACACAGAGUCUGAUAUUCAAACAAAGAGUACUCAGCCCAGUUUUCCAAAAAAGAGUGCAGAGUCUAGUGUUCAGACAAAGAACAAACAUCCAAAUGUUUUAAUAAACAGUGUACAGGUCAGAAUUUUGAGCAACAACACACAGACCAAUGUUUCAACAAACAACAUGCAGUCUACUAUUGCAAAUGAUAUUCUGCAUCCCAAGGUUCAAAGAAAUGCCACAAAGUCAGAGGUUUCAACAAUUACUGUGCAUCCCAGGGUUUCAAGAAACACUACAGAACCUGAGGCUCAGCAAAAUUGUGAAACUAUUCAGCAUAUGGAUCCAUUAAACAUCACAAGGGCCAAAGCAUUACUAGCCCCUAUGGAAAAUGUGCAGCCAGAGAGUGUGGAGCCCAAUGUCACACAAUACAAGGUUCUGAUGAAGUCUACACAGUCUGACUUCCUAGUAAAUGUCUCAUUGCCCAGAGUGGCCAUAGUGCCUGCUAUCACAGAGCAUGCUGUCCAGCCUCUCCUCUUCCCUAGCCUGAAGAUCAAGGGGCGAAUAAUUUCUGUGACACAGAAAACCAGGAAAAUCUAUGGUGGAAAAGAAAUGGUGGAGUGCUGGUUUGUAAAAAACAGUGCUACCAAACUCAUUGAUGGUCAAUAUGAAGACUAUGUGGUACCACACCUUUCUGACACAAAUGAUAAACCCCAUGGAAGCAACAGAGCCUAAAAUUCAACGUCUCAGAAUUCCUGGAUGUAUUUUUUUAGCCCUUUAGAUCUGAUCCAGUUCCAGAUUCUGUUUGUGAGAAAGGUUUUUGUGUAUGUAUUCUCAAUUUAUCACACAAUUUAACUUUUUAUAUAAAAAACAUACUUUAUGAUGCACAAGUAAACUUCUUUAGGUCAGCAUUCAUUGUUACCGCCUUUCUAGAUAGUGGUAGCAAUAAACAUAUUACAAGUGAAAGUAUCUUACUUUACCUGAGUUAUUACUGUAAAGCAGAAUAUUCCCCUUUGAAUUGUCAGGGAAUAUUGAUUACUUAAAGAUUUAGAAACUAACAAA